CCCCGGAAACGUUGUCGCUUAAAGGGACAGAGGAGGAAUUUGAGGCGCAGGCUGAAACAACGAAAACAGCUGCUAACACACACACACACACACAAGAGAAAAAAAUACAGGCACAGAGAGGAAGGGACGUAGACAGCAGAGGCAAGAAAGCUAUGUGGCAAGACGAGUCUGGAACUGUCCGAUAGUUUGACCCAUCUCCACACUCCUACGGCGGCGGACGGCUUUUUUUUUUUGACUUCGAAGUCGAUUUUUCUGCUGAGCUACCUGGAAUUUGACAACGCGGCAGAGAGAUAACAAAAAGAAGAAAAGGCCAAACGAACACCAGGACGACAGGGACGCGUCAGCUCAAGACCGUGUGUCCCCCCCCCCCCAUCCCCUCCGGAGUUAACCGUUUUCUUCACGUGAGGAGGAAGGAAGCACAGAGGGGCAACGAGCGAGAGAGUCAGGCGAGCGAGAGAAGGCAGCCUGACCUCGCUGGAAAUAGAAACAGAGACAGAGAGAGAAGCCCCAUCCAGCCACCAGACGGAAUAGAGGAAGGAAAGAGAGAGACAAAGAGUGAGACAGCGAAAAACUCUGUAUGAGGGGGGAUUCUGGGUUGAGUUAUCCUGUCAUGAUGCCAUAGCCAUGCCACACCCCAGGCUGAGGUGACCAAGGAGGGCGUGUCUAUCAAUCCGCCAAUCGCAGAAGGGAGCCCCUGUAGAGUUUCAUCAAAUUCUGGAGACAGAAACAUUUCCUCCCAAGAACCUCCUGAAUAACUGACACUCCGCCCCUCUGGUCCUUGCUCCAUCUCCUUCACUCCUACUUCCUCUGGCAUCCUUCCUGUUUCCUCAUCACCUAUCUUGGGAUGUUGCCCUUGGUCUGUGGCAGCUGCCAUGGAGAUAGACGGUUUCCUUUAUUAGGCCAUUUUAGACACAACUUCCAAAUGUUGUGCCACGUGCAGCUUGUCCACACGGGCAGAAUCAGACAAGGACAGGCACAGAGGUGCUGUGCGGCUCAGCUUCCUGUUUCACUGUGUUUGACAAUAUCACAGCACAAAGUAUAGGGCUUCCUCUUCCUGUGGAACUUCUUUCUCUGCCUCUUGGCACUUGUGAGAACCUACUUGACCUGUUGCUCAAAACUUAGUCAAGACUCUUGACCUCCAGCGUAGAAACCAUGCGGCACAUUCAUGUGGAGUUAGCCCACAAAAAGGCUCCAUUAGAGCUUCCAGCCCAGGAGGGGGACCUGCCUCCGCCUACAGCCCCGACACAGGGCCUAGACCCUGGGGUAAGACCAGGGGCUCCCAGACACUUUGGCCAGGAGGAAUUGCGGCUCCAAAAGGUCUACCAGCUCUCCAUCUUCUCCCAGUUGGGGGGAUUUUCUACCUCCACAGAAUCCAACACUGAUGCCCAACAGAGGCCUGUCCGGCUGGGUGUGAAAAGGGGGCUAGAGGAGCCCCAGUUGACUCAUAAGCGCCCUCACCUGGGAGACUCCUCAGACACGGAGGCACUGGAGGGAGGGGUGCUGUGUGGGCCAGCCCCAGCACAGGGUGUUGGUAUGGGAUUAGCGACGGGCCCUGGUGGGCCUGGUUCUUUAUACUCUUGCACACAGAUGGAGCACAGGGACUCUGAGGGGGGGCUGUCACCCAGGUCUCCACCCCUCUCCCCAAGCCACACACCCUCCCGACGCCCAACUCAGCACAAUCACGAUAAGCCCAUUCCUGAUGUAUUUGCUCCACUCUCACCUAAAUCGUCCCCAAUUUUUGACCAUCAUGGUCAUCUCUCCGACCAGGGCCACUCCUUCGGAAGCUCAGCCAGGACCGAGUCUCCUAAUGGGGGCCGUACACCCACCUACUCUCUCAGUAGCCCUGGAAAUGAGAGCUGUACUAAUGGCUCAUCUGGAGGCCAACCCAGCCCCCACCUAUAUGAAAUGUCCACAUACGAAACUCCCAACCCUGCUAGUCCCACCAGUCCUCCAGGCCCCUUCUCUCCCCCACACCACACAGAGCUGCAGGAACCUGGGGAGGCCACCGAAUGGGAAGUUGGACUUGAAUCCUCCCCACCCGAGCGAAGUGCCACCCAGGCGGCCGCGUCCUCCUCCAAUGGCCUGGCCUCCUGGGAGAAAACACCCAGCAGCAAUGGCCACCGUCUCUCCUCCGGAGGCCACUGGCCGGCCAAAAAGAGGCUGCUGUCCCCAAGCGACACAGGGGAGUCAUGUUCAGAAGACGAGGGACCCUCCACAUCCAAGAGAAGCAGGCUGUCACUGCUGGCUCCGGGACUCGGCCCUGCCUCGUGUCGCAGCACUGAUGCCAAAGCUGCCCCUUACUGGAACCACCUGCUGCCCUCUGCAUGGGAUCGCUCUAAGACUUCCACAGACUGCACAAGAUCAGGGAGACGAAUUAAAAGUGGACUGCGCCUGAAAAGUCGCCAGCUGCGCAGCGGCAGACACACCGACACCGGGCGCUCCACGCGUUCCAACUGGCCCUCAUCCUCCAUCAGCAGAUCGCUACUCGGCAACUUUGAGGAGUCCAUUCUGAAGGGACGAUUCUCCCCGUCUGGCCAGAUCGAAGGCUUCACGGCGGAGAUCGGGGCCAGCGGCUCCUAUUGCCCACAGCACGUUACCCUGCCGGUGCAGGUUACGUACUACGACAUCUCAGAGCAGAGCGCUCCCUCGCCCUUCCUGGGGGUAAUGUCCCUCGAGCCUCUCGGAAAGAAAGGAUACAGCGUACCCAAAGCAGGGACCAUUCAAGUGACCUUAUUUAAUCCCAACAAAACUGUGGUGAAGAUGUUCCUGGCGACCUACAACUUCGACGACAUGCCCGUCAAUCACAUGACCUUCCUGCGCCAUCGCAUCUUCCUGGUGCCCGUGGAGGAGGAGGAGGCCGAGGGGAAAGGCGAGGGGCCUCCGGGGGGCGGAGCUCUAGACAGGAAGAAAACCCUCUGCUACCUGAUGCAUCUCAGAUUCCAGAGCUCCAAAUCUGGGAAGAUCUACUUGCACAACGAUAUCCGGCUGCUAUUCUCCCGCAAAUCCAUCGAGGUGGACUCGGGGAUCUCUUAUGAGCUGAAAUCUUUCACCGAGGUGCCAAGAAACCCUAAGUACUCCCCCCGCGUGUGACCCUAGCUUGACCCCCCCCCCCCCCCCCCCCCCCCCCCCCCCCCCGGUCCUCACAGCCCCCUCCCGUGCUCCCCGAAGAGGAGGGAGAGAAACGGACAGACUGCUAGAAUGAUGAUGGACACAAAAAAAACUUUUUAAAGGCCUGGACGGGACGUGUCACACGCUCACAAGACACAUGCGCGCAUACAUCAUACAGUGUUGGUCAUUGGGAAAGUCCCCCUUUUUGAUGCAUUCAUUCUGCACAUGAGCAUUCAGAUCAAGACAUAAAAUGUCACUCAGCCAAACCUGGUAUGUUCCGUUCACGGAAAAUACUGAAAAACAUUAGAAACAUUUGUACAGAGCGGUCAAGUGUGCAUGCAAUCAAAAGUAGGACUUUUUCCACCACCUUCAUUUGAACAAAGAAAGAAAUGCACACACGCACACACGCACACACCAAAUCCGAUGAUCACGGCACAUACUACGUGCGUCGCAGAUGACAAGCGUCUCUCUGAGUUCACUGUUAACGUGCAUGCCUUGUGACUUUUAACACCUGGAUUUUCCUCUAGUGCCGUAUCACACUGUCCUUCACUCUGCCUGCAGCUCCGACCACCUCAUUGGACCAAUACUUUUGUCGCAGCCAGUAGAGUUUGACAGAGAGCCACAAACAAUGAAAGCACAUCCCUGAUCGAGGGGUGAAUACACAAACACACACACACACACACACACAGCAGAGACACAAACGCUAGUGUGAGCGCGGAGUGAAUUACAAUCGGCCAUCUUAAUUGGAACACACGAUAUAAACACCAUGCCGACACGAUUCGACCAAACUCAGGACGUCCGAUUUCUCUUCUCGCCAUUUCAUUCACCACGGUACAGACCACUGUGAAGCAAGAGGGCCGUAGUAUAUGUCACGACAAACAGGGGAAUCCAGUUCAUGUUAUGUAGCCAGACUGAGGGACACUGUGCUGUUUUUUCUUUUUCUUUUCUUUUUUUUCUUUUAAUUUUAAAUUCUGUUCGGAAACAUUCUGACGUCGGAGCAGAAAACGAGCUGUAGUAUUAUUAAUUUAUGUUUUUUCGCAAAUGUCUUAAUAAGCAAUAUACUGCACAAAGUAGAAAAAAGUGUUGUUUUCUUUCAGUCGGACGAGUUUUCUCCGCGAAGGGUGGCGCCGGAGAAAGCAGAGGAUCGAGGGUGCGGGAGGAAAAAGGGAGGAGGGAGGGAGGGA
Scophthalmus maximus (turbot) is the source of this 4292-nucleotide messenger RNA. It is a transcript of the gene atosb, whose product is annotated as protein FAM214B. The record is from RefSeq and is a predicted model, not a curated record. The transcript has 11 exons. Lineage: Eukaryota; Metazoa; Chordata; Actinopteri; Pleuronectiformes; Scophthalmidae. Bases 1153 to 3090 code for a protein of 645 amino acids.